Paramisgurnus dabryanus is the source of this 4256-nucleotide messenger RNA. RefSeq names its product ST3 beta-galactoside alpha-2,3-sialyltransferase 8 (gene st3gal8). The record is from RefSeq and is a predicted model, not a curated record. Gene Ontology annotation, molecular function: beta-galactoside (CMP) alpha-2,3-sialyltransferase activity. Gene Ontology annotation, cellular component: membrane. NCBI's taxonomy places the organism in Eukaryota, Metazoa, Chordata, Actinopteri, Cypriniformes, Cobitidae. Gene Ontology annotation, biological process: sialylation.
AAAAGUCCAGGGCCUUAGCAACACUUCCUGUUCCUUACAUAGGAUUGAAUCGCAACUCUGCUGUGCUGUAAAUUUGGCCGUGGGUUCUGUGGCUAGACACCAUGCAGCUUUUUCCUAGUUGUGAGUGGCUUAUCCGAGGAUGCUUGUUGAGGAAAUCAAGCAGGCUAUUCGAGUACCUUGCGUCACAUUCAGAGCUCGAGAUGGAGAUUGUGAACAACAAGCUUUAGCAGAAGCAGGGUUUCGGCUUUAACGCUAACAUUGUAUGAGAAACAAACAAGGAUGUCUACAAACAGGAAGUGAAGCGGCUUAUUCACAUUUCCUUUACCGCACCGAGUGCUGAGAUCCAGACCUACUGUUGUUGCCGCCACCAUUUUACUUUUUACUGCUUGUUACCUGUUGCUUUUAAAAAUGUACACAGAAAGAACGUGGACAUAAUGGAUGAUCCUGGUUUGCAGAUCCUGUCAUUAGAGGCCAUUUUACAUUGUAAAGCAGUUUGUCAUAGACCAUAAAGCCACAAUCCAUUUGGCUGGAGCAUCUGAGUCAGAAAUCACCUCCUGUUGCUGCACUGUCUCCAUAAAACCGUCUGCUGUCUUCUGGAUAAUUCAGCCUAACGUUGCCUUAACCAAGAUGAAGAGAAAACUGUACAUAUGUCUAGGUGUAGUUUUGUUAAUGAUAGCUGCUUACACCUUUCAAUGGACUGGGGGUCAGUCUUAUAUAAUGCCCAGUACACAAAUGAAGAACCAGACAGAGUCACAGCCUGCAAAGCGAGGUCGUUUCUGUAGCUGUGAAACUUGUAUAGCGGACACAGGUGAAUCAGAAUGGUUCGACAAACACUACGACCACCAACAGCAACCGUACUUCACCGGCAGUGAAAUUGACAUAGAUCCAGUCUCGCUCAAGUGGUGGAUGUCUUUGCAGGCAUCUACUGGGACAUUCAAGGAAGUCAUCGAGGAUAUGUAUAAGAUCAUCUCCCCUCCAUCCGAAGAUGAAAAGCCUCGGCAAGACCAAUGCCGGAGAUGUGCAGUUGUUGGAAACUCAGGGAAUCUAUUGAAUUCCAAACGGGGAGCUUUGAUAGACUCUCAUUCAAUUGUUAUUCGAAUGAAUAAAGCUGUAACAAAGGGUUAUGAAGAGGAUGUUGGAAACCGGACCACUCAUCAUUUCAUGUACCCUGAAAGUGCGAUUGAUCUUAAUCCUGGUGUCCAUCUCGUCCUUCUUCCUUUCAAACUGCGAGACAUGCAAUGGUUGUCCAGUGCGCUGUCCACAGGGACAAUAACAGUGACCUACAUGCGAGUAAAGAACCUUGUACGAGCUGAUAAGGACAAGGUAUUAGUUGUAAAUCCAGCCUUCUUUAAAUAUACAUAUGACAAGUGGACAGAGCAUCAUGGGAGAUACCCGUCGACCGGGAUAAUGGCCAUUAUAUUUGCUUUGCACAUCUGUGACGAGGUGUCCGUGUUUGGAUUUGGUGCGGACAAUUUCGGAAACUGGCACCACUACUGGGAGAACAACAGAAAUGCCGGUGCCUUCCGAAAGACUGGCGUCCACAACGCAGAUUUCGAAAGAGGGAUCAUCCAAAAGCUCGACGCAGAGCACAAGAUCAAAAUGUACUGAUGAGUCUGUAAUCGUGGCCUUUAUUGACUAAGUAGUGCUCAAGCCAUGUAAACGCAGAGCUGGGAUUUACAGCAGCGGUAUAGAAGCCAAAGAGAUGCAGAACAUCCACUAUAAUUGACCACUGUGAACCGCACUGAACCAAACCCACAGACUUGAAGCUGUAUUUUUAAGACCAAAUGAACUUCUGUUCUUGGACAGCAUUUACUCAGAAUGUGCCUGACCUUUUAACGGAGCAAAGCUGGAUGUUGUCUUCCUCCCUAAUCAGGAAUUGAACACUGAUGAAAACAAACAGUAAGCAAACUGACUUAAUCUGAGCCAGUUCAGAUUUGAUUGUUUGUGUUUGAACUAAAGUGACUUGCCUUACGCUGUGUUUACACUGUCAUUGCACGACAUGACAAAACUGAAUCGCUUUUAUUAUUAUUUUUUAAUUAAUGAAACCGUCUAGACUUAAAUGACCGUUUACACCACUUGCUUGCUGUGUAGGUGUGGUGUUACAAAAUGCUAGUGUUAGCAUUAAAGCCUUAAAGUCAACAUGAAACUAUUACAUUGAGGAUAAAGUUGCCACUCAUUGGGAUAUCUGAAAGACUUUACACGUUUUCUUUAACGUUAUUUCCUAUUAUUAUUUCCCAAACUGACAUUAUAAAUCUGCUAACACAUGCUGGAGGAUUUUUUUAUUUACUUUGGACUGAUAUUUAAGUUUUAUGUUUUUCCUUUUUGGGAAUUUUGUUAGUGUAUGGUAAUGUAUAUGUUUAAGGGUAUUUUAUACCUUAAGACCAAAGCCGUCCCUACAGUGAGGCAUUUGGUCUCUGUGGCCUUGUAAUGACCCUCUGUCACUCUUAUAAUAACAGACUUGCCUCUGAUUUCAAGUCAGUGUCUUGUGAUUUACAGUUCUGAAUAUAGCAGAUGCUGCAUUUGCCUCUUUGAUUCAUCUUCUUGUUUCUCAUCAUGUGAUUUUAAAUUACGAUUGAUCUUUGUAUUUUUAUAGUUGAAAUGAGUGGUGGUAAAUGUUUUGUGGUUUUUCCCUUUUAUAUCCAAGUUUGCAUUAUUGUAAACUUUUAUAAGGACUGUGACAGGGCUAAAACUUGAUCAUGUUUGUUGCCAAGAGUUAUGAUACACACGCUGGCCUGUGGUUGUUUUGUGAUUUAUGUUCUUGAAUGUAUUGUGGCUUUGCAUUUACUGCCUUACGUCAAUCAAUUCAUGGGUUUUGCAUCAAACCAGUGGCGGCCUGUGACUUAUUUUUUCGAGGACGCUCGAUGUGAAGUUCAUCACAACAUGUAUGUAGCCCAUCAUGUGUGUGGUUUGUAAUUUCAAAAUAUGUGUUCAGCGCGUCGAAAGAUCCUGUGUGCAUCAUGUGUCUUGUCAAAAUAAGUGCCGGCUGCAGAUGCGUCUAAAGGGUUUAUGAUAAAAAAGACGCUUGCGUUUGCCAGAUACUCGCAUAAUCAGAGUUUACUGUUAAGGGAGUGUCUUGCGUGUAUUUUGUGAACGUGAGCGUCUCUUUUAUCAUAAAUGGUUUUGACGCGUGUGCAGCAGGCACUUAUUUUGACAAAACACGUGAUGCACAUGGUUCACAUGACGCAACAAACACAUAUUUUGAAAACACGAGCAACACACGACACUCAGAACACUUUUUUUGAAUUUGCGCCCCUCGGAUGAACAGUCACGAGCCGCCACUGCAUCAACGAUGGUUACAUAGAAAACACAACCAAAAUUUUACAGUUGAAAAGAUCAGUACUUUUUUGUUAAAAAAAAAACAACUAGUGGGCAAGAACAUAAUAAAAUUUGUGUUCAAAACUCUCUCUUUCCCAUAGGCCUAUUAAUAAUGAUAAAAAAUUUUAGCUGUCGGGUACGAUUUCACAGGUAAUGUCAGUCUGCUUCAUUAUACUCACAUAAAGGAAACAACUCGAUGCAAUUUGUGUUUAAAAUAUAAAUACAAUAGAGAUGCAUAAGUAUCUUUAAAAAUGAUUAUUUCGGUUUGUGCAAAACUGAGUAAAGAUCAAAAAAAGGCAACACAAAGAAGUGUUUAAUUCUCUAUUUGGUAACAAAGAAAGCAUAAACAAUUUCAAAAUUGUAUCGUCACAGUUUAGGGUAUCAAUUAUGACAUUAAAAAUACAAAUAUAUGUUGAAUAAAUAAAAAGCAGAAAAAACAUAAACCUAUGAUUUUAUAUUGGCAUACACAAAACAUAAAUAUCCCACAAGACCCUUUUUCCAUUCAAGUUCUUUAUCAACAACAACAAAAAUCACAUUAUUUCAACAUGUUUAAAUACAUUUAAGUAUAUAUACUGUAUAAGUUCCUCUAAUGCAAGUAAAAAAAUAAGUGGCCACCUAAAACUAUUGGAGAUUUUAUUCAGGACGAGUCUAAGAUCCAGUGUCUGAGGAGUAAAGUGUUUUGUAUGGUUUUGUUCACAUACUUAACAUGUUACUUAACAACACGUAACAUGUUCCCUGGGUGUGCCAUGAUGCGAAAUGUUGAAACAAGAAUAGAGUAGUUCUCUAUUCUCAAAGCACUUUAGUGAAGUUAAAAACAAUACAGCUGAACGUGAUGAUUAAUGGCCAAAUUGCAUGGUGUGUGCACAUCUAUGUUCAUGAUUUGUGUUUUGUGAUUAAUCUGUGGUCUGUGUCUUCAAUAAACCACUUACAUAACCAUUUAA